Molecule: messenger RNA, 1588 nt
Organism: Agrilus planipennis (emerald ash borer)
Lineage: Eukaryota; Metazoa; Arthropoda; Insecta; Coleoptera; Buprestidae
Product: myrosinase 1-like
Exons: 8
Coding region: 52-1524 (490 amino acids)
Biological process (GO): carbohydrate metabolic process
Molecular function (GO): beta-glucosidase activity
Source: RefSeq, a predicted model, not a curated record
GUGUGAUUCCUACCCUAAGUAUCAUUGACUAUAGAAGUUAAUAACAACGCAAUGUUUUUAAGGAUAAUUACUUUAAUAGGUUUCAUUGCGCACGGAGAAUGUGCUUCAAACUACACUUUUUCUCCCGAUUUCCUUUUUGGAACUGCAACAUCCUCCUAUCAGGUUGAAGGAGCUUGGAAUGAGUCAGGAAAAGGUGAAAACAAUUGGGAUUAUGUAGCCCACAGGAAUCCCGAAUUCGUUUAUGACGCAAGCAAUGGGGAUGUUGCUUGUGACUCGUACCAUAAAUAUGAGGAGGACAUUGCUCUUCUUAAAAACUUAGGAGCCAAUUUUUAUAGAUUUUCUAUAUCGUGGUCUCGGAUAUUUCCCAAAGGUUAUCCAUACAGUCCGAAUGCAGAAGGAAUCGCAUACUAUAACAAUCUUAUUGAUGCUAUUCUCGCCCAAAACAUAACACCCAUGUUGACCAUCUAUCACUGGGACCUUCCUCAACCCAUCCAAGAAAUCGGUGGCUGGGCAAAUUCGCAUAUCAUCAAAUUAUUUGCGGAAUAUGCAAGAGUCCUCUUGGAAAAUUAUUCUGAUCGCAUUAAAUAUUGGAUCACAUUCAACGAACCUGCUCAAGUUUGUAAUCAAGGUUAUGGAAACAUAUUAAAAGUUCCAGCAUUAAACAUGUCGGGCAUAGCCGAUUAUAUAUGUGGACACAACUUAUUAAAGGCUCAUGCUGCAGUUUAUCACCUAUUCAAUGAUACCUACAGGACUAGAAAUAAUGCUACAAUGGGCAUCACCUUAAGCGCCGAAUGGUAUGAACCGACCACCGCUGAAGAUGAAGAUGCUGCUGACAGAGCCAGACAAUUCAAGAUAGGUAUGUACUCUAAUCCAAUUUUCUCUACAAACGGUGAUUAUCCUCAAGUAAUGAAGGAGAACAUUGGGAGUCGAAGUGCUGCCCAAGGCUUUUCUAGGUCUAGACUUCCCCAAUUCACAUCGGAUGAAAUUGAAUAUAUUAGAGGAACAUACGAUUUCUUUGGACUGAAUCAUUACACCACUAAAAUGAUAAACAACGUGCCAGUAAUAAACAAUUCAGUUUUAUUUGAAAACGAUAUGCAAAGUGAACUGUACCGUAAUUCUAGUUGGCCGAUGGAUGCAUCUCGUAGAGAGGCCAUUGUUCCAUGGGGUUUCCGAAAACUUCUAGCGUGGAUUAAAGACACAUAUAACAACCCUGUCAUUCACAUUACAGAAAAUGGUUGUCCAGAUAGUGGAGAAUUAGAAGAUAAUGUUAGAGUAUCUUAUAUAGGGUCAUACCUUGAAGCACUUCUAGAAGCUAUCAACGAAGACAAUGUGGACGUACGCAGUUAUGCUGUUUGGAGUCUAAUGGACAAUUUUGAAUGGAGAUUUGGAUAUAUAUACCGAUACGGACUUCAUUCUGUCAAUUUUACUGACCCAGAUCUUCCAAGAAGACCAAAAUCAUCAGCCACAUUUUUCAAAAACAUCAUCGCCACCAGGGCUGUUGGAGACUACCCUCCACUCUCUUAAACUAUUUAUUAUUUAAAAAUAAGUGUUUGUUAGUUUUUUUUUUAAUAAAAAAGUAUACUAAAGA